AUGGUCGGAUUUCUGGUCAGCACAGGGGUAUCCUUGAUGAUGAAUGGCAUGUGUUGUGCGUAUCAGAUGCAUGGGGAGAAGGAGCUCCGUCAAGCGAUGCGUUCCGACAUUCGAGAAGAGUGGCGGCAGCAACGAGAAAUCGAGGCCAACGCAAUCUCUCAAUUCGAAAAGGAGGCGGAGCGUCUUCGGUUUGAGUCUCUGGAACAACGCCACAUGCUUUUAGAAUUUCUCAAGCGACAGCAGCAAGGCGAAAAUGAAGAACGAAGCGAGCCUACUACUACUAUUGAUGCGUGUAGAAGUUCAUCGUCUUCUUCCUCUUCCUCCCGCCAACAACGGCGGGCAGCUUGCUGCAGCCAGAGCCGUGCAUCUUGUGCCCGAGAUCGACAAUCAAGAUCCGGGAAAUGGACACAACCAUCGCUGUUUGAUGACGACGGGGAGGAUUGGGAAGAAGAGGAGUCCAGUGACAACCCUCAGGAAGCCUGAACAGGAUCAUGUCGAAGAUCAUGGCAAAAACUGCUCUCUCACUCUGACUCGGAAGCGACACCACUUCAUAAUCCAUCGUUCAUAAUAACCAACCAACUAGCUAGCAACACAUUCAU
Molecule: messenger RNA, 599 nt
Organism: Seminavis robusta
Lineage: Eukaryota; Bacillariophyta; Bacillariophyceae; Naviculales; Naviculaceae
Source: the annotation of a GenBank genome assembly